Messenger RNA from Phragmites australis (common reed), 774 nucleotides. RefSeq lists its product as uncharacterized. Gene Ontology annotation, molecular function: deSUMOylase activity. The record is from RefSeq and is a predicted model, not a curated record. Bases 100 to 774 code for a protein of 224 amino acids. NCBI's taxonomy places the organism in Eukaryota, Viridiplantae, Streptophyta, Magnoliopsida, Poales, Poaceae. Gene Ontology annotation, biological process: protein desumoylation. The transcript has 5 exons. Gene Ontology annotation, cellular component: nucleus.
GGAAGAUGGCUCACAGACCCAGUAAGUUAUCCUAUAUGCAUUGUUACAAUGCAUACAUUAACAUAUCAUAUAUAGUGAAUUGUUAUUUGCUUGCAGAUUAUGAAUGCGUACAUUUACUGCCUAAACGAUGACAAGCGUCUAAAUAUUAGGGCCGGUGGGAGGGCGUUCCUAGCUGAUACAUUUGCUGGCCCUUUCCUGAGUUAUAAAGGCUCCAACUCAGAAUGGAUUGUCACAAGGGCAAAACAGUAUCACAAGCAUGACAUGCUCUUUUUCCCAAUCAAUAUCCCCCAUACCCAUUGGUACUUGUGCGUUAUCAACGCCAGGCUACGUACCAUUCAAAUAUUGGACUCAUUGGGGCCUAGCAACAAUGAUCGACUGGAACUGAAACAAACGAUCCGCGGUCUGGAGCAUUAUUUAGACAUGGCAGCACAUGAUAUGGGCCCGCAAGAAACUAAGUGGAAAGACUAUAGGGUCACAACUUGGCCAUGGUCGGAAGAAGUCAAGUCGGCAAUCCAGAAAGACACAGGCUCAUGCGGACUAUUCACGCUCAAAUUUAUGGAAUGCUGGACAGGAUUUGCGCUACGCCCCAAAUUUGCACAGCAAGACAUAGACCAUUUCAGACUUAAGCUAGCGGUCAUUUUGGUCAACUCUCACCUCAACAAGAUCAAGGAAAGUCCUGGUUCUAGAUCUAAGGAAGACGACGCUAAGCCUGACAACCUAGGAGAGGACCAACAUGUUGACAUUGAUUCUGAUGGAAUUACACCUACUCUAUAG